Oenanthe melanoleuca is the source of this 2959-nucleotide messenger RNA. It is a transcript of the gene PNISR, whose product is annotated as PNN interacting serine and arginine rich protein. Lineage: Eukaryota; Metazoa; Chordata; Aves; Passeriformes; Muscicapidae. Gene Ontology annotation, molecular function: RNA binding. The coding region runs from base 122 to 2593 and encodes 823 amino acids. Gene Ontology annotation, cellular component: nuclear speck; presynaptic active zone. The transcript is spliced from 12 exons. The record is from RefSeq and is a predicted model, not a curated record.
CAUAUUGUCUUGUCCGUGAAGACGAGAAGUGAUAGCGGGGGCAGCGCGGCCGCGGAGCGGCGGCACCGGCGGCGGGAGGCGGGGGAGCGCUUGAAAUAUAGACUAUAUAAAGACUUAAAAGAUGUGGGAUCAAGGUGGACAACCUUGGCAGCAAUGGCCUUUGAACCAACAGCAGUGGAUGCAGUCAUUUCAGCACCAGCAAGAUCCAAGCCAGAUUGACUGGGCUGCACUAGCUCAAGCAUGGAUUGCUCAGCGAGAAGCCUCAGGGCAACAGAAUGUAGUGGAACAACAAGGAAUGAUGCCAAACGGACAGGAUAUUUCAGGAAUAGAGUCUGGUCCAAACAACCAUAAUAAUUUUCAGGGGGAUCCCAGUUUCAACAGAAUGUGGCAGCCAGAAUGGGGAAUGCCUCACCAACCCCCUCACCCACCUCCAGAUCAGCAGUGGAUGACUCCAACCCCAGGUCAAAUGGAAAUUGUUCCUCCAUCUGAAGACAGCAACAGUCAGGACAGUGGUGAAUUUACUCCUGACAACAGGCAUAUGUUUAACCAGAACAAUCACAACUUUGGGGGACCUCCCGAUAACUUUGCAAUGGGGCCAGUGAACCAGUUUGACUAUCAGCAUGGGGCUGCUUUUGGUCCACCUCAAGGUGGAUUUCACCCACCUUAUUGGCAGCCAGGACCACCAGGACCACCAGGUCCUCCAGCACCUCCUGCACCUACUCAAAAUCGAAGGGAAAGACCCUCGUUCAGAGAUCGACAGCGUUCACCUAUUGCGAUGCCUGUGAAGCAGGAGCCUCCCCAGAUUGAUGCUGUGAAGCGUAGAACUCUGCCUGCCUGGAUUCGUGAGGGCCUGGAAAAGAUGGAAAGAGAAAAACAGAAGAAAUUGGAAAAGGAGAGAAUGGAGCAGCAACGUUCACAGAUGUCUAAAAAAGAGAAAAAGGAAAGUGAGGAGGCUGAAGAAGGGGAUGGCCCACGGUUACCUCAGAGAAGUAAAUUUGACAGUGAUGAGGAAGAUGAAGAUGCUGAAAACACAGAAGCUGUAAGUGUUGGGAAAAUCAGCAGGAGUCCAUCCCCAGCUCCUCAAGAGGAGCAAAGUGAACCAGAAAUGACAGAAGAAGAAAAGGAGUAUCAAAUGAUGAUGCUGACAAAAAUGCUGCUGACAGAGAUUCUCUUGGAUGUCACAAAUGAAGAAAUCUAUUAUGUGGCCAAAGAUGUUCACCGUAAAGCAACUAAAGCUCCUGCAAAACAGCUGGCACAGUCCAGUGCACUGGCUUCCCUCACUGGACUCGGUGGACUGGGUGGUUAUGGAUCAGGAGACAGUGAAGAUGAGAGAAGUGACAGAGGCACUGAAUCAUCUGAUACUGAUGAUGAGGAAUUACGACACAGAAUAAGGCAAAAACAGGAGGCGUUUUGGAGAAAAGAGAGAGAACAGCAACUACUACUAGAAAAACAGCUAGAAGAAGAAAAGCUACAAAAUGAAAAAGUUUCAAAAGAGAUGAAUGAAUUUAUCAGCAAAGAACAAAAUAGUAACUUAGCAACACAGGAGGCAAAAGAAAUUGAAGCAGAUAUGGUUCAUGAAAAGAAGAGAUCUCCAAAUGCAAUUGCACCUGAUGUAGAACUCAAGAAAGAGGGUAAAGAGAGGACAGGAAGGAGUGGGUCAAGAAGCUCUAGCAGUGGUAGCAGCAGCAGCAAUAGCAGGAGCAGCAGCAGUAGCAGCACAGUAUCCAGUUCAUCGUAUAGCACUAGCUCAGGUAGCAGUCGCAGCACUUCACGCUCUUCCUCUCCCAAAAGGAAGAAGAGACACAGUCGCAGUAGGACGCCGUCACAUAAAGUUAGGCGCAGUAGAAGCAGGAGUUACUCCCAUAGAAACAGGAGAGAGAGGAGUAGGAGCAGGGAGAAAAUAAGGGAAAGGAGAAGAUCUAGUAGAAAUCACAGUGCUGAAAGAGGGGAGAGGCGGAGAAAUCGGAGUCCUUCGAGAGAGAGAAGCUGGGAUAGACGUAGAAGCGGCAGCCGCUCGAGAGACCGGCGAGCCAACCGUGCGAGCCGCAGCAGGAGCAGGGACAGACGUAAAGCUGAAGACCAGCGUAGAAGCCCUACUGGAAAUAGGCACAAACAUAAAAGUGAGGGUAAAGAUCAAGAAAGGAAGAAGGAGCAGGGUGGAGGUGUAGAUAAAGACAAAAAAAAGAACAGAGAAAGGGAGAGAGAUCAGGAAAAAAGAAAAGAUAAGCCAAAAAAAGAGGAAAAAGAAAGUAAGGCUGGCAAUCAUGACGACAGUAGAUUAAAGAGAAAAAGAGACAGCGAAAGAACUUUCUCUCGCAGUGAUUCAAUAUGUGUGAAAAUAAUAAGACAGGAUUCCAGACAAGAAAGCAAAAAAAUUACUACCAAAGAUAGCAAAAAACGAUCAGGCUCUGAAUCUAGUGCAAGGAGUAGUUCUGAAUCACCAGGAAGCAGUAAAGAAAAGAAGGCUAAGAAAUCGAAGCAUAUUCGGUCAUGCUCCAUGGAGAAAUCUCAAAGGUCUGGUAAGAAGGCAAGCCGCAAACACAAGUCUAAGUCACGAUCAAGAUCAACAACUCCUCUCCGUCGUAAACGCUGAGGAAUUUAUGGCACCAGUGCUAUGAUGUUUAAAAAUUCCAUGAGUUAUAAAAGGCUUGUCUCAUUAUAGAGGCACAUUGUGGCUAUGUAGGUGAAACCAGAAUCCUUUUUUUAUCUGUAAAUAGGUGUAUUUUUUCCAAAUGCUGCUCAGAAUUAAAUACCUAAUAGGAUUUCUUUGUAUUACAUUUUUUCAAGAACGGUAGUGCUUAUUAAGACUAUAAAACAGGCCAUUCUCUUUCAGCUGUAAUGUUCUUAAAAUUACUAUUGAAUGUACUGUGAUGUCAAUAAAGCUCUUUAGUUCAUUUUUUGUUUAAAAUUCUUGCACCUGAAUUUUGUGGUAAAUGGUAGAAAGUACUUAAAGAAAAAG